AUGGCAAGCAAAAAGCGAGAAAUCCAGUUACAGGCGGUCAUCAAUAAUCAAAGCCUGUGGGAUGAGAUGAUGCAGAACAAAGGCCUAACAGUGAUUGAUGUUUACCAAGCCUGGUGUGGACCUUGCAAAGCAAUGCAAACCUUAUUCAGAAAACUGAAAAAUGAGCUGAACGAAGAUGAACUUCUGCAUUUUGCUGUAGCAGAAGCUGACAGUAUUGUGACUCUCCAGCCAUUUAGAGAUAAAUGUGAACCUGUUUUUCUCUUCAGUGUUAAUGGCACAAUUGUUGCAAAAAUCCAGGGUGCAAAUGCACCACUUGUGAAUCAAAAAAUUAUUACCUUAGUCAAUGAGGAGAGGAAAAUUGCAGCAGGUGAAAUGGUUCGCCCUCAGUAUCAUGAAAUUGUGUUUGUAGACUCAGAUUCAGAGGAUGCUGGGGAACUAAGCCAUGAAACCGUUGAUCAAAUAUACACUAUUGUUAUUAUCAAGCCUGAUGCUGUGGCUGCUAGAAAAGUUCAAGAAAUUAAAGAAAAAAUUAUCAAGGCAGGAUUUGUCAUAGAAGCAGAGGAUAAGAAACCGCUUACUGAAGAACAAGUAAAGCACUUCUAUAGUCAAAUAGCAGACCAGCCUGACUUUGAGGAUUUUGUUUCUUUUAUGACAAGGAACCUAAGCUAUAUUCUAGUUGUUUCACAAGGAAAGGAAAAACAGACUUCCUGGGAUGAAAGUGAAGUUAAUUCUGAGACAGAAUCUAAAGAACCAUGGGAUGACCAACAGGAGAUGGCCAAGCCUUCGAGGAUGAAGGAAAGGAAAAGUUUACAACAAUAUCUGGAAAUACAACAAAUAUCUCAGUUUUGUGAUGUUGAAGAGAAUAUAGCUAAUACUAAGUUUAUCGAUGUCUUAAUCCCUGAUUUUAAAAAAAUUAGAGGCAUAAAAUUUGAAAAGAUACUGGCAUUACUUCGACCAGCCCUCUUUAAUGAAAGAACAGAGGAUGUUUUGAAUAAAAUUCAAGAUGAAGGCUUUAAAAUACUGCUGCAAAGACAGAUAGUAUUAUCAGAAGAAGAAGCAAAAACACUGUGCAAAGAAUAUGAAAAUAAAGAUUAUUUUGGAAACGUUAUAGAAAACAUGACCAGUAGUCCAUCUCUAGCCCUUGUUUUAGUAAGAGAAAACGGUUUAGCAUACUGGAAACAGUUAAUUGGACCAAGCAGUGUUGAAGAAGCCAAAGAAUAUAUUCCAGAGAGCUUAUGUGCACAGUUUGCAAUAGAAGGUUUGCCUAUCAACCAGUUGUAUGGAAGUGAUUCACUAGAAGCUGCUGAAAGGGAAAUACAAUAUUUCUUUCCUCCUCAACACACUGUGGCACUGAUUAAACCUCAUGUAACACAAGAACAAAGAGAGGAUAUCAUGAAAGUUAUUAAAGACACUGGAUUUGAUAUAACACAGAUGAAAGAAAUACUCCUAACUGAAGAGGAAGCAGAGAAAAUUUAUUUUAAAAUAAAAAGAAAAGCGUUUUAUAAGGAUGUCUUGGGUGUUUUAGCUGAGGGUACAUCUCUGGUCAUGAUUCUGACCAAGUGGAAUGCUGUUUCAGACUGGAGACGAUUGAUGGGUCCCACAGACCCAGAGGAAGCAAGACUAUUGUCCCCAGAUUCUAUUCGAGCCCAAUUUGGAGAAAAUAUUUUGAAAAAUGCUGUCCAUGGACCAUCUAAUAUGGAGGAGGCAAUGGAGACAAUUAGUAGCAUGUUUGAAGACUUUGUUCCUGAGAACCUUGAGGAAAACUAA
This is a messenger RNA of Budorcas taxicolor (takin), 1767 nucleotides long. RefSeq names its product NME/NM23 family member 8 (gene NME8). The record is from RefSeq and is a predicted model, not a curated record. Bases 1 to 1767 code for a protein of 588 amino acids. The transcript has 15 exons. NCBI's taxonomy places the organism in Eukaryota, Metazoa, Chordata, Mammalia, Artiodactyla, Bovidae.